CAAUGAGAAGCUUAAAAAUCGUCUGUUUCGUCUUUGAAUUUAACUUGAUGAUGUCCGUUGUGUUAUUUGAAUUCAAAGUCAGUUGUUCUGCGCUAUCCUGAUUCACGUCCUCUCUAGCUAGCUUCUGUAUGUUUAUCAGUGAAUGCUUUAAAGUGGUGUUUGUUGCAAGAAUAUCUUCGUUUCAGAUGAAAAAUUUUGUUAUUUAACUUGUAGUUUUAUAACGCUGCCAUCGUGGGGUCGUAUCUUGCAAAACCUAACAAAGAAUCCUCAAACGAUUAUGCUGAUGCUACAGAUGAAUCUUGGGUGACUGAUGAUAGUAGCCAAAGAUCUGUUGUAGACGUAUCUACACCUGUAUCACUUUCAAAGUCUGUAAUUUUAAGAAAACUGAUAGCCAGUCCGAUGGAUGACUUAGAUGCACCACAAUGGGCAGAUUUUAUCACCCCUAGCCCUCAGCUUUGUUUAGAUGAUUAUUUUCUGAAAAAACAUGAAAAGCAUGAAUACAGAGACAAACUAGACACAAUUGAUUCAGAAUCUCCUAAUGUUUCUCAGAAAAAACUAAACUCAAGUAAACAGCCUUUGAAUGAGAGUUCUUAUAAUAAUACAAGUAUAAUGCAGAAGACUCCACAAAGAUCUAUGUGUGCGAAAACUUCAAAAAUUUCUAAUAUUAAUAAAAAAGGUCAAAUAAAAGAAACUACAUAUGAGAAAGUUUUAUCAGAAGCUAUGAGCAAUUUGCAGUUGUCUUUCAAAAGUAAAGGUGAUAAAUCUAUCAAUAAGUCUUGUUUGAUGGAUUCUCCUAUUUUUAAAACACCUAUUAAUAGGGUAACAAGAUCUAUGUGCGCACAAGCUUCCAAUACAUCAAAACUGAAUUUGGAGAAAUCUGUUAAGUUUGAAGAUCAUGUACACAAAUAUUGUGAGGAUGACAAAGAAAAUGUUCAUUCAGAAGAAGGUGAGAGUCCUCUUUCUGAUCAAACAUCCCAAAUACAUCUUGAAGUAACUGUAAGUAGUUCAGAACAUGAAAUUUCUCAAGAUCAAAUAGAACAGGAAGAUAAACAAGGCAAACCAGCAGAGAAUAUAGAGCAGGAAAAAAUUGAACCAAUUCAAAUACAAGAAGUUAAUAAGCCCAAAGAGAUAGAAAAAGUUCCAACUCACAAGGCCAGUGGAGUUGAGCAACUUCCAAAAAGCAAAGUUGUUGCAACAUUUGCUUCCAAAAAUACUACUGCUCCUGCAAGUGGUGGCAAAAAGAAAAUAUCAGCCUUGACUGGAACAGCGUGGCAUAGGCAAAUGAAGCGCCGUAUGAGCAUUACUAAUCAACGUCGAUUGAGUAUUGCCAAAGUUUCAGUGCAGCAAACUAAGUAUGUAAGUAUGGCAGAAGCUAUAACAAAUUUCCAUCGUGUGACUCCGCAAAGGUUCCAUUCAACAGUGAAAACUACAAGAACAGAACAGUUACGUAGACAGUCAUUUAAGUUAACAAGAGCACAAUCACCAGCUCUAAUGUGUAAGAAAAGAAGUAGGCCUGUUACAGCACUAAGUAGGGAAGAACAAGAAAAAUUAGAACUUGAGAAAAUUCGUCAGAAUGCAAUUAAAGCUAAUCCUGUUCGUAAGGAUAUUUUACGAAAGCCUGCACCUUUAAAAAAAAUUGAGAAAAAAACAAUUACAAAUCCAGAGCCUUUCCAUUUGACAGAGAUGAAAAAAAAUCAACCUCCAGCACCACAGAAAGACAUCAAACGUCUUCACAGAGUACACACCAAAACUGUUCCGACUAUCGUCAGCACAACAGAUAAAGGUGUCUUGAUCAAGGAUGAAGAAAUUUUACAUUUUGGAAUUCCAAUAGAACCAUCUCAGUGUAGAAAAAAAAACACCAAAAUUAUUCCAUUUAGCUUUGAAGCUCGUAAUAAGGAGCUGCAAGCAAGAAAACAAGAAAGAUUGAGAGCUAUACAAGAAGAAGAAAAGCACAAAGUUAAAGCUGAAUUUCAUGCCAGACCAGUGCCAGCUAUUGUUAAAACACCAAUGAAUAAAGCUGCUCCAAAAGAUGAUUCUAUUAAAAAAACAAAAAUUACAGUUACUCGAUCACUUAGCUUUGAGAAUAGAGUCAAAGAAGUGCAAAAAAAGAAAGAAGAAAGAAUGAAACAAGUGUUAGAGGAAGAGAAAAAGGCGAGGAUUUUCAAAGCGCACAAAGUUCCAGAAUUUAAACCGGUACUUGUUAGGGGAAGAUCACGAGAUAAUUUAUUGAAAAAAUCAAUGGAAAAUCUGUCAAUUAAACCAUCCUUUAAUAUAAGUAAUGGUAAUAAUAAGUCAUUAAAUAUUCCCAAGAAAAUACCAAAUGCCGAGUUGAAGAGAUCGCACGAGAAUUUGUCAACGCAAUCAAAAAGUUUAAUCAAGCCAUCUCUGUCAAUUCCAUUUGUAGCACCGAAAAAGAUAACUGCACCAUCCAAAGUUUUAGAGAAUCAAGAAAAUCAUAAUCGUGGCGCUGUACCUAAGAUUCUCGAACCUAAAUGCAAAAUAUCGCAGAAAAGCAUGGCCAUUUUGACGGAACUCAAUACGGACAAACGAGCAAAACAGCGAAAAGAAUUUGAUGAGCAACUGAAAAAGAAAGAAAUUGAAGACGAGGAGAAAAAAAAACAGGACGAAGAGGACAGAUUAGUUCGAGAAAAGGCUGAAAAAUUGGAAUUGAGAAAACAAGCAGAAGUCAAAGCAAGGCCAAUGCCAGUUUAUAAGCCAUUGAACGUUGUCAAGUCAAAUAAACCACUAACAGAGGCGCAGAGUCCUGCAUGGGCGAAACGAAAAGGAUCACACUAGCAUGAAGAUUUUUUAAUUUUUGGCCACGAGAUUUUUUUACUUUUCAUUUGACUAACUUGAAAAUUUAAUGUAGCGUAUCGUAUCGUGUUGCGUCAUGCAUGUACGUGAAUAUUGUUUACAUAAUAUUUAAUUUGCUUGAAAUUAACAAAUGCAUACAUCUUUAUAUUGAUACAAAAAAAAUGGUAUAGCGUUGACUAACAAGGUAUAUAUGUACUAAAUAAGUGUAUCAAAUUUUUAUUAUAAAAUAAAAAGACCGU
Molecule: messenger RNA, 3053 nt
Organism: Phymastichus coffea
Lineage: Eukaryota; Metazoa; Arthropoda; Insecta; Hymenoptera; Eulophidae
Product: targeting protein for Xklp2-like
Exons: 3
Coding region: 400-2796 (798 amino acids)
Source: RefSeq, a predicted model, not a curated record